Ostrinia nubilalis (European corn borer) is the source of this 5161-nucleotide messenger RNA. RefSeq names its product probable lysine-specific demethylase 4B. Gene Ontology annotation, cellular component: nucleus; chromatin. Bases 388 to 3114 code for a protein of 908 amino acids. Gene Ontology annotation, biological process: regulation of gene expression; chromatin remodeling. The transcript has a single exon. Gene Ontology annotation, molecular function: histone H3K9 demethylase activity. Lineage: Eukaryota; Metazoa; Arthropoda; Insecta; Lepidoptera; Crambidae. The record is from RefSeq and is a predicted model, not a curated record.
GAGUGGCCGGCGUUGCUACAAUCGAAGCUGCAUAGGCUAAAAAAUAAUCCUAGUUCGCAUAAUGUCAUACAAUUCGGUGUGUACGUGACCUAAAUUAGCUUAUGUAGCUUCAAGUGUACUUCGAUUCGUGUGAAGGGAUUUUUGUUGAAAGCAUUGCGAGCGCAUCUCAUUCAAGUCGGCCAUUUUACUGAUAAUGUUUUCACUUAAUUACGAAUAGAUUAUCGCGUGGUUUUUAACUCGAAUUUCCGAAAUUUGGACAAUAUUUCGUGACGAAUAAUAUCGUGAAUGGCGUCUAAAGUGGCGAAGUGUCGUUUGAAAUACUGUACGAGUGGUGGACAAGUGAUGAAAUAGUGUUGAUUUUGGACAUCGUGUGUUGAUAAAAAAGACAUGUCCGUGGUUAGUGAUGAAGCUGGGACCUCGGCGGGUGGUGUGGCCAUUCAGGUGUUCCGGCCGACAUGGGAGGAAUUCAAGGAUUUCAACAAUUACAUCCAGUAUAUGGAGUCGAAGGGAGCUCACAAGGCAGGCCUGGCUAAAGUGAUCCCUCCGCCGGAGUGGGUGCCUCGUAAGUCGGGCUAUGACUUGGACGCCCUAAACGUGACGAUACCCUCGCCAAUUUGCCAGGUGGUGACUGGAAAACAAGGUUUGUUCCAACAGAUCAAUAUUCAGAAAAAAGCCAUGACUGUGAAGCAAUUUGCUGUGAUGGCCAACUCUGCGAAAUACUGCACUCCUCGACACAGUAGCUAUGAUGAUCUUGAGAGGAAGUACUGGAAAAAUGUAACCUACGUUGCUCCGAUAUACGGUGCCGAUGUCAACGGCAGCAUCACUGAUCCAGAUGUCAAAGAAUGGAACAUAAACCAUUUGGGAACGAUACUCGAUUUUGUCAACUCAGAUUACGGAAUAGAAAUUGACGGUGUAAACACAGCUUAUUUGUACUUUGGCAUGUGGAAAACAACAUUCGCUUGGCACACCGAAGACAUGGAUUUGUACUCAAUAAAUUAUCUACACUUUGGUGAACCCAAAACAUGGUAUGCAAUCCCACCGGAACACGGAAAACGGUUUGAAAGAAUCGCUUCUGGAUUUUUCCCGACUUCUGCGAAAACCUGUCAAGCUUUCCUACGACACAAGAUGACAUUGAUCUCACCACAGAUUCUGAAACAAUAUUCAGUUCCAGUCAAUAAAAUCACUCAAGAGGCUGGUGAGAUUAUGAUCACAUUCCCGUUUGGCUACCAUGCAGGUUUCAAUCAUGGCUUCAACUGUGCGGAGUCGACAAACUUUGCAGCUCCACGAUGGGUGGAAUACGGAAAGAGGGCAACUCAAUGUACUUGCAGCAAUGACAUGGUUAAAAUAUCGAUGGAUACAUUUGUGAAAAGGUUCCAGCCAGAUCGCUACGAACUGUGGCUGAAAGGCCAAGACAUCGGCUGUCAUCCGGAACAGCCUGAGAAAAUGGUACCCGCACCACAUCCUUCAGGCCAAGACAUUUUGUGCAACAAAAACAACACGGAACUCCCAGAAUCAUUUAUAGAAGCUGAAGUUGAGAAUUCAAAGAAAAAGAAACGUCACCCGCUUCAUCUGAAGAGAGCAAUGGCCAGUAAAAGCAUAUCUGAAGGUGCGAUUGCUGUGUCCAUUUUAGGUCACGAUGUUAUGGAUGACGAUGAGAUGACAAUGGCUGAAGGAGACCUGGAUAUGAUGACCUCAAUGAAGCGACCGAUGAUGCCAAUGGACCCUGAUGACACACAGCUGGAUGCUCUUGAAGACAUCUGGCUGAAAGGAGAUGAGAUGGACCCAUCUGAAGCUCAAUUGCCUGACGUUGGAUAUAUGGACUCUGACAAAGAUUCUGAUUACGAAGAACCAAAGAGUAAAAAGAUGUCAAAACCCAGAAGAAAGACGAAAGAGAGUAUCAAGAAAGAAGGCAAAGUCAAAUCAGAAGAUGGGAAGGUCAAAACGGAGGAUGAAAUCUCUGAAGAUAAAGACAAAAAGAAAUCUCCAUCGAAAGCUAGUCAGAAACCCAAACAGAAGGGAGUGAAGAAAGUGAAGACAAAGAAAUUGUCAGAUGAACAGCUUGACGAUAUGGCCUCUGCGGUCUCGAACUGGGAGUCUCCGCCGCAUGUCGAAGGGUUAAGUCCAAACGCAGUCGCGAAGACAGACGGCAGUGAUCCGCUGGAAACAAGCCAGGCUAAACCAAAUACCUCUACUGAAUCAAAUACGACGCAGGGAACACCUGAAGUAAAGACUGAAGUGAAGAAAGAGCGCAAAAAGCGGAAACCCGCCGUGAAAUCUGACGCAGAAAAGAAGGAAAAACCGCCGAAGAAAGAGCGCGUUAAGAAGGAGCCCAAAGUAAAGAGCGACGUACCAAAAGAAAAGAAGCCGAGGAAACCGCGAACGCCUAAAAAGCAUCCCAACUUCGAAUACAACUCACCGGUAGAACCAGUAAUGUCAAGGCAAUCCAAAAUGUACUCUACUACACAGAAAAUAACCGCUACAACAGUCUCCCCGCCUACAUCUACCGUCACUUCUUCAAUACUCAAACAGUUGACGCCGCUGCAAACACCGCCUAAAGUUCUUUACUCAAAUGCAACAUCAAAUGCCAAAACAGUUCAACCAAAGUCCUACGACUACGACACAAAACCAUACACGAGUAGAGUGCUAGAUUCAAGUAUACGGGUUCCAGCUGUAAUUCCACCUUUGAAUAAAGACCCUAGUGCCUUCCAAGGGGAAUUCCACAAGUUUAUGUCGAACAAACAGAAUGUUUUGCCCGUGUCACCGCCGUUAGGGCAAGUCAGACGGCAAGCUAAGAAGCCUUCGCCUCCCAAAACCGUCGCACAGCCUGCUCAGCCCGCUAAUCCGCAGGAAUGGCCCAUGCCAGUGGGCCAGUACAAUGACAGCAUAUUCCUUGACUCCCCACUCGACUAUCGGACGUAUGCACCUCUGCAGACAGCGCAAAGGCACCCAAAUCCUGAACCGGCCAGGUCUUGGAGACCAGAGGACGCCUACUACCAACAACAUCAUCAGCAACAGUCCUUCCAAAAUAUGCACAACAUCUUCAAUCAAAUCAACACAAACGAUGACUACUACAGAAGUCCGUACCAAUCCCCGUGGUAUUCGUACCAGAAAUAAUCAGUAUUGUAAUAGUUACUCAAUAAGUAAUUUAAAUCCGUUCGAUAUUUCUUAUUAAAGACUAUAAAUAUUGCUUAAUGAUGUAAAUUGAUUACAAGAUUUAGUUUAAUUUAUUGUACAAAAUAAUUAAAUUACAGAGUUUAGUUCACAAUUCUUUAUUACAGUGUUAAUUGCAAACACUAAUGAAUAUAGUCAUCUAUUAUCAGGCUGUGGGGAUUUACAUCCAUCGCCUAUUCAUAUUCAUAAAUCCAUAAAAACUAUAAUAAAAUCACAGAAAGUAAUUUUUUACACUACCAAUAAUUUAAAAGUACCUAAUAGAGUCUAGAAAAUGUAACACUAAAGUUUUUUCUAUUUAUCAAACUAUAUGUUUGUGAUUUGAUUAUUUGCACUUAUUUUUAGGGUGUGAUUUUAAGCAAUAACCGUUUAACUUAUUUUAAAUUGUGUUGGUAAAUUAAAAAACGAUACAAAAUAAUAAAUGUUGAUUGAAAAAUGUUUACGAUUGUUAAAGUGAACUAUUAUAAAUAGGUAGAUUUAAUGGGAUCUUUAUUCAUUAAUUUCAAUAUAAAAAAUCCGCUUUGUGAAUGGAUUGUAAAUUAUUAUUUGUGUAUCAUCAUUACACUUAAGUUACGAAUGAUGUGAAAAGUGAUUUGGUUAAGUUACAUGGCAGAAUGUUUAACUAGCGGCCGCCCGCGACUUCGUACGCGUGGAUCCCGUUUUACUCCCUUAAGGGUUGAAUUUUGCAAAAUUCUGUCUUAGUGAGCACCUACGUUCUAAAAGGAACCCCCAUGCAAAAUUUGAGAUUCCUAGCACUUGUAGUUUCUGAAAUUUCGUGAUGAGUGAAGUGAGUCAGUAAUUUCGUAUGAACCUUUAAAAUUAUAAAUUAAAAAAUGUCUAUGUUAAUCACUAAAAAAAAAUAGAAUUCUAAUGGUGAAAGAAUUUUUCAAAACCGGUCCAAUAGUUUUCGAGUUUAUUUAUUACAAACAUACAAAUAUUUUACGUAAUCUCUUCUAUAUUUUGGAUUGUCAACCAAAUCACUUUCCACAUCAUUUAAUCAUGCUCUUAGCCAUUUUAUCGACUGAUUGAAUACCUAAUUUAGUAUAAAAAUCACAUUUAAGUAUAGUUCUACUUAGUUUAAUGUAGCAGCUUUACCAUAGUAUAAGUGUUGUACACAAUUUUGGGUGUCCUAAGUAUUAGUUUUAGGCUCCCUGCAGACUACAGAUUUAAUCGGCCGAUAGUUAUGUCAGUCAGGCUGUUGAUCAGUCUGAACAAGUACGGAAGUGCGCACAUUACACCGAUUUGGUAUCGGCCGAUUCUUCAUACAAGUUUGAAACUGACCAGACUGAUUAAAAAAUCUGUAGCCUGUGGCGAGUCUUAAAAUUUGAUUUAUUAUUUCAACACGAUUCUAUUGGCUUGUCUGCCGUAUCCGUGAUUUUGGUUCUAUCCCUUUCGCUCUUAAGCAGUCGUGGCUUGUGCAACAAGGACAGAUAUAGCCGAAAAUACGGAGAUGGUAGGCUUGAAAAUGAGUACUUUACACUUGUUUGAAAUUAAUAGUUAUUUUCAUCAUAAGUGUGGAAUUAAUUACAAAAUAAUUAUAUUCAGAAUUGAGAUUUUAUUGUAUUGGUCUAGAAGUGGGCUAUUAAAUUUAAAAUAACGUACCUAUUCAAGUGUUUUCCAGAAAUAUGUGAAGGCAUUUUGGUUGUUAAGUAUAAUAUAAAGCUUGUAAAAAGUGAAUUUCUUAGUCAUAAAUGUAUUAAGACUCUUAACCAUGUGAACUAUUGUAUAUAAGAUUAGAAUUAUAUUAAAUAGCUAAUUUAGAGGUAAUUUACGAGGGUAGUCUAACUUUACUGAACUUCUAGACAAAAUAACGUCACUUCAAAAUUUGAUUCGCUUGCAAGUCAAAAAGCCAAUUUAAAGAUGGAGCUAUUAAAUGUGACUUUUUAUGGGUUUUGUACAUUUGUACCGAAAAAUGGCGCUUGUCGACUACUUGUUUCACUAUUUGAUUUGUAACUGUAACAUAAAGCCAUAAGGUUCGAAGUUUGAGACCUGU